AUUGAAUCAGUCAACGUUGUUGAUAGAAAGUUUAUAUAUUCGCUUAUUUUAGUGAAAGGAGUAAUAGUCAACCGCUGCGAGGCAGGUGUACUGAAAGUAAAGAUCGAUAAGAGCGAUUGGCCAGCAUCCAUCAGUGUUAGAUUCAUUAAUGAUAAACAAGGGCAAUUUAAACUCCUGUUGAGUCUUAAGUCUGGCAAAAACAGGAUGACUCUUGCCUAUUGCCAUCAUGAGCUAGAAUUGAACUUAUACCAAGAGGAAUCGCAAAAUCCUUACUCGGUUACGCCUUUGUACAUAAUAUGCCAGGGGCACAAUGGGUGUUACCAGUCUGAUACGAAAGAGAACGACAUCGACAAUGCAUGUAGGAAAAUUACGUUGGGCCUACAAUUAGUACAAUGUUUGUAUGCGGAGAAGCUUGCCGAAAAAGGAUUAGGAAGAAAGACAUUUACUAUCGGUUGCGAAUGUUUGCCAUUUUACAGCGCAUUGUCAUUGGAAGAUUCCAAAACUAUGACUGACCAGAAACUGUGGAACUACUUUGCUAAGGAAAUUUUGGAUUCGGAGUUUUUUUUUACAAACAACUCGAAACAAGUGCCCACGACUCGAUGUUUAAAUUUUUGUUUUUAUGAAUAAUUCAAUUGUGAUGACAUUGCUAAAAGUAAUCUUAAUUUUCGAGUCACAAUCUCCUAAUCUAGUUCUGUAUUGAAAUUUUGAGUUAUGUGUAUAUGCCAAUUUUUUAUGAAAUUCGCGUUGAUGAUAUGUAAAAUUUGCAGAUACGGUGGAUGUUAUGCUACAACCAUCGGCUCGGUAUGCCACGAGAUGGGUCAUAUAUUUGAUCUCGGCCAUACGACGGUUGGCCUUAUGGGUUCCGGAAUAGAUCACAUUAAUCUUGUAUUUACGCUGGUCACAAACACGGAGGACCUGCCGGAUCGGAUCGUUAGUCGAACGGUUGCGAAGAGAAAGCCAAUGAAUAGUAAACUAACCGCUAUCAAGCGACCCGGAGAAUUUCUUCUGAAAUACCAACAGCAGAAGGAGAGUGAUUCUACAUAUUUCACAGACAAUUGUGCCACUACCUUACAUCUUCACAAAUGGUUCAACUUCAACCCCAGCACAAGCGAUAAUAAUUGUGAUACUAGGCUAAGCUUUAAUUUUGUUACUCGAUUUGUAACGAGCGUGAAUUCGUUCUUAAAACUCAUAGAGUUGCGUGAUAAAGAGGAUGGGAUGCUCAAAACUUUCUGGUCAUUUCUAGAUACCGAUUUAGAUCGAUUCCAAAUCGUAGAAGAUAUUCAAUUGGACGGACUGACAUUAUUUGUGAUUGAUAGCUUUGGUAAUAUCCUAAAGCAAGAUUUGUAGAAAACCGAAAUUUACAGUGAUAACAAUGAUUCCACACAAGUUCUAGAUAAUCAUGACCAAAGAAAAGCGAAAUACUGAUAUAAUAGAUACUGUAGUGUAUUCUAUAGCCCAGUGAGUGUUUCUGAUCCACAUUAAAUGUGUUCUAAAGCGAUUAGGGGGAGAUAGUAUCGAGCGACCAUAUGACGCUCAAAAUUAGUUCAAAUCUGAUAAGAUCACUACUUAGCAUAAAACAUAUUUAUUACAUGUACCAAAUAGAAUUCUUUUAACUUGUUGCUUACUGUACUCUUUUAUUGCGUAGCCGCGAAAUUCUCUUUUACAAUUCAAGACAAAACAAGACAGAGUAUUAUGUCUGAUACAAAUUUUGAAAACGUUUUCGUAUAAAGGCUUGAUAAUUGAAAUUGCCUUACGAUGUUUAGCAAAGGGGAUUAUUCUGACGUAUGACUUACGUCUUUCUUCACUGCAUAUACUGCGUGUCAUUUCAAUACUUUCAAAACGGAUGCUUCAUGUACACUUUGAACCUUAAUAAAAUUCUCCCUAUUCAACUAA
Messenger RNA from Topomyia yanbarensis, 1893 nucleotides. RefSeq lists its product as uncharacterized. The record is from RefSeq and is a predicted model, not a curated record. Lineage: Eukaryota; Metazoa; Arthropoda; Insecta; Diptera; Culicidae.